Molecule: messenger RNA, 1809 nt
Organism: Penicillium brasilianum
Lineage: Eukaryota; Fungi; Ascomycota; Eurotiomycetes; Eurotiales; Aspergillaceae
Source: the annotation of a GenBank genome assembly
GUCGAUUCAGACCCUGCUGAUGCGGCUGUGGCCGAAUCCACCGACAUUAUUACUGUCGCAAAUCCCACUUUUCCAAGCCCAGUGCUGAUGUUCAUCUUAAAGGCUGGGAGGCCCUUAUGACAUAACGAGGCUCCGCAUAACUUUUCAAGUCGGUAGCAGGCCACACAUUCUACUCUUCUCUGGUUUCUAGACUCCAGGCAAGCUAUCCCCGAGUCAAAUGAUUGAAACCAGACGAAAAGGAUAUCCGCGGCCCUUUUACGUCUUUCUCUUGAGCAAUCAGCUUCGAUCCGAUACUUUUCCCCGGCGAUGCGUAUAAGCGGGACAAGUUCAAUAUGUGCAGUCAUUCUUUAUGCGCUGACACUGGGCAAUCAAGCUCGUGCUAUCGAGCUCGAUAUCAACAAUGAACAAUCGAUCAAAGAUGCCGCUCAAAUCGCUACCCACGGGAUGAUGGUCUGGUAUCACGGCAACGAAACCGGACAAAUCCCUGGCGCUUUUCCCGAAAAAUGGUGGGAGGGAUCUGCCUUGUUCUAUGCGCUUCUCAAUUACUGGCAUUUCACGGGCGAUGAGACCUACAAUGAUGAACUGAGUGUUGGAUUGCAAUGGCAGUCCGGCACCAAUGGGGAUUAUUUGCCCAGUAACUACAGCCAUUUUUUGGGCAACGAUGACCAAAUGUUCUGGGGCCUUGCAGCGAUGACUGCAGCCGAGCUAAAAUUCCCCGACGUCUCGAACGGAUUCUCGUGGCUGUCGCUCGCACAAGGCGUCUUCAACUCGCAAAAGGGUCGGUGGGACACCACAAUGUGCGGCGGGGGUUUAACCUGGCAAAUGUUCUCAUACCAGGGAAGCGGGUCUACUAUGAAGAAUGCCAUCUCCAACGGCGGCUUCUUCCAGCUUGCUGCACGACUUGCCCGGUACACCGAGGACAAGGAAUACGAGACCUGGGCGAAUAAGGUGUGGGACUGGUCCGUCAGUUCACCACUAGUCAACAGCACGACGUGGCUUGUACAGGACUCGACCGAAGGAACGGAGGGAUGCAAGAAUGGGGCUAACAUCCCUUGGACGUACAACUAUGGCACGUAUCUGAUGGGUGCAGCUUAUAUGUACAACUAUACCGGAGAUUCCAAAUGGCUCGAUGCAACAAAUGGACUCCUCAACAGAACCCUCCAGACCUUCUUCCAAAAGGAAAGCGGAUACGUAAUGGAAGACAUAACCUGCGAACCGCGAGAAAUCUGCAACAACAACGAAAUCCUCUUCAAAGGCCUCCUCUCCACAUGGCUCUCCUACGUCGCCCUCGUCGUCCCAAAAACCUAUGACCUGAUCAUGCCAAAACUCCAAGUCUCCGCCGUUGCAGCCGCAAAGUCCUGCACGGGCAAUAACAACAACACCUGCGGUGUGCAAUGGUAUAAAUCAAAGUGGGAUGGAUGGACGGGAAUGGAAGAGCAGAUCAGCGUCAGUCAAGUGUUCAGUGCCAAUUUGCUGCCGUUCGUUGACGCUCAGGCCGUGGCCCCGGUUACGUCGAAUUCUGGUGGGAAUAGCACUAGCAAUCCGAAUGCAGGGCUGGAGAGCAGUAAUAAGGAUGAUAGCCUCAAGCCUGUUACCACGGGAGACAAGGCGGGUGCUGGGAUUUUGACUUUUGUUCUUGUUGGAGCGUGGGCUGCAUUGAUGGCGUUUGCGGCGUUGGGAUCGGGGCCUUGAGACCUCGACGUCUUCCCAAGAUGACCAUGAAAUGGAGUUUCGGGGGUUUAGCAAUUUUUCUUGUAUAUUGGGCAGGUGUUUACACAUUCAGAUUAGGCAUUGUUAAUACGAAUCGAC